Molecule: messenger RNA, 1592 nt
Organism: Varanus komodoensis (Komodo dragon)
Lineage: Eukaryota; Metazoa; Chordata; Lepidosauria; Squamata; Varanidae
Gene: DYNC2I2
Product: dynein 2 intermediate chain 2
Exons: 9
Coding region: 1-1545 (514 amino acids)
Biological process (GO): intraciliary transport
Cellular component (GO): cytoplasmic dynein complex; ciliary plasm
Molecular function (GO): dynein light chain binding; dynein heavy chain binding
Source: RefSeq, a predicted model, not a curated record
AUGGCAACCGGGCCGGGCCCGCCGCCGCCGCUCGGGAUGUUCGCGGACGCGGCGCCCCGGGCGGAGGGCGUGGGGUCGGCGUGGAGGAGGGCGCGGGAGGCCCGCGGCGAGGAGAAAAGCACCCAGACCAGAGUGAUCUCUACAGCAGAAGCUGUAACUCAGUCCUGUUGCUGCCGGGAUGUGGGCAUUCAGACAGACGUGGGCGGGGAGCCGGCCCCGGUCCUGCCACCACCUGUGCCAGUGGAUUAUGCUGGUCUGCGCACUUUCCUGCAGAGUGUGGAAGAGGCCGUCAUCCGAGAGCUGGACAAAAACUGGAAGAGCCAUGCCUUCGAUGGCUUCGAGGUGAACUGGGCGGAUCAGAAUGAAACGGUCACUUGCUUGCACAGUCUGUCAUACCCCGAGGCUCAAGCAAACGACCUGCAAGUCACCAGCGUCUCCUGGAAUGCCACUGGAGCAGUCCUUGCCUGUUCGUACGGCAAGCUGGGCGAUGGGGACUGGAGCACGGAGAAGUCCUACGUCUGCGCGUGGAAUCUCGACCGCAGGGCGCUCGACCCCAGGCGACCUGGUGCCGUGGUGGAAGUUCCCGGGGCCGUGAUGUCUGUGGCUUUCCACCCGCGGCAGCCGUCGCUCAUUGCCGGUGGCCUCUUCAGUGGGGAGGUCCUGGUGUGGGACGUGAGCAGACUGGAGGACCCCCUGAUCUGGAGGACGGGAAUGACGGAGGACACCCACACAGACCCAGUCUAUCAGGUUGGCUGGGUACGGGACUCGAGGCACGGCCACUCCUUCCGAAUCCUGAGCGUCUCCACCGACGGGAAGAUCCUGAUGUGGCAGGAGGAGCGAGACGGCCGUCUCCGGGUUGCGGACGGCUUUGCCCUGAGGCUGCAGCAGAUCCCCAGGAGCACGAGGCUGAAGAAGCACACACACGGAGACACAGCAGUGGGCGUGACCUCGCUCUCCUUCUCCCACUUUGAGCCCAGCGUGUUUGUUGUUGGCACGGAAGGCGGCUGCCUGCUGAAGUGCUCCACGGCAGUAGAGACCACGGCGCUCUUGCAGAAGAGUAGCUCCAUCGCACUGAAGGCACCUGCCCAGUUUGUCUUCUCCCUGCACGGAGGGCCCAUCUACUCCGUCAGCUGCUCCCCUUUCCACAGGAAUCUGUUUCUAAACGGAGGGACUGACGGGCAUGUUCACUUGCACUCCAUGUUACAAGCUCAGCCGCUUCUUUCUAUUCAGUUGUCAAAGAAAUACGUUUUUGGUGUGAGGUGGUCUCCGGUACGGCCCUUGGUUUUCGCAGCUGCUUCUGGAGAGGGAGAAGUGCAGCUGUUUGAUUUGGGGAAGAGCUCCCAGAAGCCCUCCCUCACGAUUAAGCAGGGCUCUGACCAGAGUCCCGUGUACAGCCUGGAGUUCAACCACAAGCGGCCCCAGCUACUGGCUGCUGGAGACAGCAGCGGCGUGGUGAAAAUAUGGCAGCUGAGCUCCGACUUCACGGAAGAGGGACCGCGAGAAAUGAACCAUCUUGACCAGUUAGCUAAUGAAGUUAUAGAUUAAUACGGACCAUACGAAGAGUAAUAAAAUUUUGCACCAUUCGUACCCUA